Messenger RNA from Spinacia oleracea (spinach), 1269 nucleotides. Its product is annotated as F-box/kelch-repeat protein At3g06240-like. Bases 1 to 1269 code for a protein of 422 amino acids. Gene Ontology annotation, molecular function: protein binding. NCBI's taxonomy places the organism in Eukaryota, Viridiplantae, Streptophyta, Magnoliopsida, Caryophyllales, Amaranthaceae. The record is from RefSeq and is a predicted model, not a curated record. The transcript has a single exon.
AUGGCGGAAUCGAGUGAUGUUUCAAUGGCGGAAUCGAGUGAUGUUCCCAUGGAGCUAACGACAGAUAUUCUGUCUCGAAUGCCGGUAAAAUCUCUGUUUCGCUUCAAAUUGGUAAGCAUAUUAUUGAAAAAUCUCAUGGAAAGUCAAUACUUUUCCAAAAUCUAUCUUGAAAACUCCCUCAAAAACAACAAUUGUUCCCUUAUUUUCAAAAUCAAUGGUACCCUCCACCGAUCAUACCUUGAUCAUAAAAACAUGGUCCUUAAACUCAACAACCUGGUAAUUCCUCGAUCGUUUCAACUAUCACCCGAACAAACCAGAAAACUUAACCAGCAAAAUUCUGCCAUUAACGACGGGAAAUUAGUCUGUGAGAGGAUUGAGGUUGCUGGUUCUUGCAAUGGGUUGGUGUUGAUAUUUAGUGGGUUUCAUCACAUUGCUCUUUGUAACCCUGCAUUCGAGCGAAAGCAUGGAAGUUUCAAGAUCUUACCAUGCAUAAACUAUUCUGGGUUCGAAAUUAAUCCCAAAACUAAUUGUCGAAAUCAAAGGAGUAAUUUCAGGGUUUUUGGGUUUGGUUAUGAUGGUUACAGUCAAUGUUACAAGGUUGUAUGUUUAACUCAAAGUAAGGCUUUUCUUUACACUUUAAAGAAAAAUAACCGUUUAUGGAAGGAGAUUGAUUUACCCUGUUUUGAAUCUACCACUACCAGUAUCAUAAACAGGGAACAAGUGUUAUAUAUCCAGGCAUAUAAACAUGGUGUUGUGACAAACAACCACUUACACUGGAAUAUUACUGAGUAUGAUGAUGAAAUUAAGAAGUUUGCAAAGGAAACAAUACUAAGUUUCGAUCUACACAAAGAAGAAUGGGUUCAAGUUUCUGUACCUGAUGAAUUAAAUCAAGGGUGUACUGAAAAAGAGGGUCUGAAAUUGAAGCCAUAUAUCAUAGAUUUUGGAGUUUUGAAUGGAAGUUUAUCGUUGUUAACACAUUGUUUGAGUGAUGAUAAGAUGAACGAGUUGUGGGUAAUGAAGGAGUACGGAGUUAAAGAAUCGUGGACAAGACUGUGUAAUGUACCACUUCGUAGUGGGAUUCCUCUGGUUUAUCAUAGGGGAGAGGAUGAAUAUUUGUUGCCAAAUUCUAAAGGUUUAGGUUGGUAUUAUCCAAAAGAGGAUAGAUUAAGGAAGGUUAAGUUUAAUGGGUGUGGGUAUACAGAGGAUUUUUACGUUUCUACACAAGUGAAUUUGUGUUAUGAAAGCUUUGUUAAUCCGUUUACACAAUAG